Messenger RNA from Priceomyces carsonii, 1740 nucleotides. Its product is annotated as signal recognition particle subunit. Gene Ontology annotation, cellular component: signal recognition particle, endoplasmic reticulum targeting. Bases 1 to 1740 code for a protein of 579 amino acids. The record is from RefSeq and is a predicted model, not a curated record. Lineage: Eukaryota; Fungi; Ascomycota; Pichiomycetes; Serinales; Debaryomycetaceae. The transcript has a single exon. Gene Ontology annotation, biological process: SRP-dependent cotranslational protein targeting to membrane. Gene Ontology annotation, molecular function: 7S RNA binding; signal recognition particle binding; endoplasmic reticulum signal sequence receptor activity.
AUGGAAUCGCCACUUUCGAUCACAUUAGGUGAGCGUAUGAGCGCAUAUCUAGUAAGCUCUGAAGAUUAUCUAAAACAGAGAAAAAGAACUAAUAAACGUCUUUUAAAGCUCCGUCAUGAAUUAAAUUUGAUUACGAAAGAUACCAAAAACUACAAACAGAAGGAAAAAAUCUCAAAAACAGGGGUAGAAGAUUAUAACAAAGAUGAAAGAGUUGGACUACUUCUACUUUUAACUGCGGAAAGGGAUAUUUUAUAUGCCCUUGAACUUAAAAGUUUGAUGGAAAUUGGUAGUCAUAGAGCAUCAUCUUAUAAGACCCUCAUGAUUAGUAGAAUAAAGAGGGCUCUUAUGACCUCAAAGAAAUUACUUGAAAUCAGUAAAGAGGAAAAGGAUGAUAUAAAAUUGCUCGAAUUGUUUACUUAUACUUCCUUAAUUCAAGGAUUUUUAUCUAUUAAUAAGAAAAAAUGGCCGAUAGCCACAAAUGCCUUUUCAAUUUCUAAAUGUGCCUUAGAUUUCUUGCUUUCUCGCCUAGAUGAAAGCCCGGAAGAAAACGAGAUUGAUUCCAUUCAGUAUAGGAAAACAUUUCUCAAUGAGAUCGCUGAUACAAUUGUGGAUCCAUCGUUGAGCUUGGUAAUUUCGCAAGAUGAGUCGCUUCAUGAGAACACAGUCGAUUUAAGAUCCAUUUCCCGUAAGCAUUGUCACGAAAAUUUGUUGCCAUACUUGCACCCUGCUGUGAAAAUUAUACAAAAAAUCGACCCCAGAUUCGUUUCUGAAAUCUCUUCAUCAGUAGAUCUUCUCAAAUCUAUUGAGUGGAGGGGACAUGAGGCUCUGUUGUAUAACGAUGAGAUUUCGUUCAAAAUUAUGAAGUUGACCGACGAGAACAAAAAUCCCUGGAAAAGCUUUAAAGAUGCAAACCAGUUUGACUCUCUCUUAGCAGGUUGGAGAGAAGUUUUAGAUUUGCAUACCACAGAUUUAGAAAAAAGCAGAGACGAUGAUGAUCUUGAGAAGGUGCAGGAUAGAGCUAUUCUUCUUACAUACAUCAAUUACAAUUUGCUAUUUACAAGAUUAAAAAGAGAUAUGUUAAUUAUCGACCAGUUGAAUGAUUCUACUAAUAUAUCAAAGAGGCAAGAUAUCGCCAGAUUAUAUGGUACCAUAAUUGAAACAAUUGAAGAAAUCAAAGAUUUACCUGGUGUUUAUAACGAUGGUGACUUAUAUGAGUCCUUGGAAAGAUUAUCGCUGUAUUUCGCCGCUAAGAAGCAUAUUAAUCUAGCUGAUUCUUUUAUCUUGAAUAAGAAGUUUCCUGAGGCUCUCAAAAUUUUCAAAUAUAUUUUUGACAUACAUUCACAACUGGGAGAUAAUUAUUUCAAAAUUAAAAAGUUUCCUUACGAUGUUGCAACCAAUGACGGCUAUAGCAAAUUUCAAAGGGAAUUAACAAAAUUGAUCACUCAGGCCCAAAUAUCGGCUCAAUUUGCCAAGGACUCAUCUUCUAUCUUUUCAUCAUAUGCGAUAGAGAAUCUUCACAAAUAUCCAAGCUCAGAUUUUAACUCGUUGGUGAGAUUAAGAGAAGAAUCUAAUAUCGAACCAAUAUUAUGCAAACCUGUUUUGUUCGAUGUUGCUUUCAAUUAUAUCGGCUAUGAUUUCGAUAGCUCUAGUUCACGUGCAGCCAGUGAUCCAUCACCGGCCGAUAUAGAUUCGUCGAAGGGAAAAAAGAGAGGCUUCCUUGGAUUAUUUGGUCAAAACUAA